AUGGCGGCGACGGCUACGACUAUGGUGUUGAUGGCGGUGAAGGAUUUUAUCGUCGACCUAAGAGAUUGCUUCCCUGAGCAUUUAUGGGUUCGUUGGUUCUUCAUGGAGGCGAGCAAACCAAGCUCCAUCCUUCAACUCCGGGCUUAUAAUCUAGGAUAUCGUAGAGCUCAGAAUCGGACAUGGGAGGUGGGGAUCAAGCUCCAGGAUCUAGGAUAUUUAUCUUCUCGGAACAUAUUACUAAUGGAGAUGAUCAAAGGUGCAGACUUUGAUCUGGGUUUUCUCUGGGGAGGCUGA
This is a messenger RNA of Linum tenue, 294 nucleotides long. Lineage: Eukaryota; Viridiplantae; Streptophyta; Magnoliopsida; Malpighiales; Linaceae. The record is from the annotation of a GenBank genome assembly.